Molecule: messenger RNA, 941 nt
Organism: Chinchilla lanigera (long-tailed chinchilla)
Lineage: Eukaryota; Metazoa; Chordata; Mammalia; Rodentia; Chinchillidae
Source: RefSeq, a predicted model, not a curated record
GUAUUUUCUUAUGUUAAAAAUGCCUUGCCUAAUGUGGAAACCUUUGUAUUGCUUUAAAGGACCAACCCUCAGGGAACAAAGUAGGCUCCCUCAGUCCUUGGCAGAGGGAUUCUCCUCGGCCUCCUCUGCGCCAUCUGCUGUGGAGAUCUCAAUCCCAGAGAGACCUUGCAGCUCCAGUGUGGAGGAGAGUACCGCGAUCUUCCACCCCCACCGAUUCGGCGGCGAGGACAGGGCUGCAAUUUCUAUCUCCAAUGGACCGGACAGCGACAGCGUGGAGGACAGCGUCUCAAUAGCUGUCACCGAGGCACCUGGCAGGGACAGCACCGAAGGCAGCAUCGCAGUCUCCAUCGCUGAAGGUCUGGACACCGACAGCUCUGAGGACAGCGUCGUGAUCUCCUUCUCCGAUGGACCGUACGGCGACAGCGCCCAGGUCAGCCUCAGGCUCUCCAUCCCCCGGAACCCAGCAGCAACAGCGCGGACUGAGGAAACAGCACGGAGGCGGCGGAGAACCGAGCAGCGUGGCCUGGGGCUCGGUCUGCAAGGGGCGGGCUUGGCUGCGCCCCCGUGGUCCUUUCCGUGCGGGGAGCACGUUCGCCUGGCUCGGGUUUCCCUUUUCCUUUAACCGGAACCGGUUCUGAGCCGGGAGUUCGCGGGGUUUCCGUGGUCACGCGUACCCCUUCAACGGGUGUGGAAACUGGCGUCUUCCCGCGUCCCCCGCGUGGCCCGCUGAAGAGGUCACCGGCUUUUGUCCCCGCUCAGAGCCGCGGCUGGGUGACACAUGGCCUCGCAAGAGCCUGCUCGCCCCCGGGCUGCGGGCCACCUUCACCAGCCCAACCUGGGAGGCUGUGCUGCUGGGCAGAGAUGGCAGUGCUGACCUGCGGUGCUGGUGGCCGCGCCGCACAGCGCCUGAUCCCAAGGCGUGAGGUCCGUACUUUCUGCUG